GGGUGUGUUGGGUGGUAUGGCAUGGGCCCACCCGAGGGGAAGGGGCAUGUUGGCAGCACAAGGCCAGGCAGGCCACUGUCUGGCAACUGUUGGUUUGUAAAUAGUACCCUUGCAUUGGGCGGAGCAGGGUCUGCCAUGCCAGGCCCCAUUGCCCCUGGCUGGCCCCUCGCUCUGGGGACUGACCAAAGGCCCAUCUAGCCCAGUACCCUGUCUGCCGACUGUGGCCGGUGCCAGAGGCUUCAGAGGGAAGGAACAGAACCGGGAAUCACCAAGUGAUCCAUCCCCUGUCGCUCAUUGCCAGCUCUGGCAGACAGAGGCUAGGGACACCAUACAUUGGUCCCGCUCGCUUGUAAAACUGUUUGCCUCCAGAACUCCUACUGGGAGGCUGGUCCAGAACCUCAGCUUCUGAUGGUCCGUAACUUUCUAAAUUCCAGCUGGAAUUUGUUCCUGGCUGGUUUCUAGCUGUUCAGUCUUGUACCAGCCUUGUUCUUUAGCUUCAAUAGCUCUUCACCCUCUCUGGGGUUCAUCCCCAAUGUGUUUCCAGAGUGCACUCAUAGGCUCGCUCAGCUUGCUUUUUGCUAGACUAACCAAGCCAGGCUCUUCUCAUGAAAUCAGCCCUCCAGUCUCCUGAGCACCUAGUCACUCUUCUCUGGCUCUGCCCCUGCUCCAGUGUAAAUUAAUCCUUCUUGACCACGGGUGCCCAGCCUGCACACAGGAUUCCACCUGUGGGCUCACCAGGCCUUGGACAAUGGCAUUACUAUUCUUCUCUAGCGCCUGGAGCUGCUUCACCGGGGACAUCCUAGGCUCGCAUUUGCCUUUGUCACGGCCACAUUAUGUUGGUGACUCAUAGUCAUCCUGGCAGCUUGACCCUUCAGUCUGGUGGGCAGAAGGGGCAGCCCGGCGCUCGUCCCACUCGACCCCCGCACAUUCUCUGGGUGGGCCAGACGGCCUGCCCCCCCUGUCUUCGGGGGCAGAUCACCAAGGGACCCCAGUGUUCCUGUGUCUCCGAUGCACUGGCCUCCGCUGCUCCCCACCAGUCACGGCGUGCCCCAGCCCCUAGCGGCCCCCGGCACUGAUGGGCCCUGCUGUUGUCCCCAGGGCCUUGUGGGGCGAUGGCCCUGUCUGCCCUGGGGCCGGGAGCUGCCUGCAGGCUGCGCUGGAAGUUCCUAGCUGCCCAGUGCCAUAGGCUGACUCGCUGCUGUGGCCAGGCUGACACAGAGCCAAGAGCUGCCUGGGGGCACAGGUGCUGUGGCGGGGGGCGGCGCACCCCCUGGCUUGACAUGGUUUCCAUCACACAUGGGGUUUGCAGUUCGGGUUAAUGGCUCCCGGCACCCUCUGUGCCCCUGGGGACGCGGCUCCGGCGAGGGGGCCCUUCCAGCCUGGCUGCUUUGCACACGCUGCCCUGCCAGGGGCCCGCUGGCCACAGGCUGCCUGGGGAAGUCCUGGCCCAGGCGAGCCCCAGCGGUGGAUGCCGAGGGAGGAGGAGUUUUGCUGCUGGGGGCUGCCCAGCCCCUUUCCUGGGCGGGUGUUGAGGCUGAGGAGUUUAUAGCAGCUCUGCCUCGCCUCCCUCCCAGCUGCUUGCCAAAGGCCCAGCUGCACCAUGCCACCUUGCCGCCUGCUCUGCCUGCUGCUCGGGGGCUGUCUGCUCACGCACUGGGCGUCUGGCAGCGACGUGAACUGCACCCCAGAGCAGUAUCCGCAUGAUGGCAGGUGCUGCCGCCGCUGUGGGCCAGGAGACAAGCUGCUGUCUGACUGCACGGCCUCGAAGAACACUGACUGCGGGGCGUGCGAGGCGGGACACUUCCAGUCCGGCUGGACCAAGGAGAGACACUGCACCCCCCACAGAUCCUGCGAUUUGAACGCUGGACUUCUCACGAGGAGCCCCGGGGACGCCAAGCGCGAUGCCGUGUGUGAGUGCCUGCAGGGCAUGUUCUGCUCUAGCCCCGCCUGCCAGACCUGCUUGAACGUCACAAAGUGCAAGCCGGGCGAAGGAGUCGCUCGGAAAGCCGACAACUUUUCAGACACAGCCUGCGUGCCGUGUGAACAUGGCAGCUUCUCCAACACCUCCUCCGCCUCCGAGCCGUGCCGCCCCUGGACGAGGUGUGAGACGCGGGGGCUGGUGCUGAAGACGACUGGGACAAACCUCUUGGAUGUGGCUUGUGAGCCUGGCCGUGGCCGUUCCCCAGUGCUGAUCUCCAUUAUGGCCUUUACUGCAGCCUGUCUCUUGGGGCUCACUGUCUUCUGCCUGUAUCAGAAAGGGCCUGGAGCUGCCGGAUCCCGUGGAGCUUGUGUUGCAGGCACCGCCCCAGCAGCCAGCCACGGCGGGGUGCGAGGAGCACGACGAGCGCCAGGACUUCCCGGUGCAGGAGACCCUGCUGGGGCGCCAGCCCGUGGCGCAGGAGGACGGCAAGGAGAGCCGCAUCUCGGAGCAGGAGAGGCUGUAAGGCCCUGUCGUGGGGAGCAUCUGCCUCCCCCAGCACACACAGCCAGGGCUGGCCUCCUCCGCCCAGCACACAGCAGGGCCCAGCCCAGGGGGCUGUGCCACGGGGCAACCCGCAGCCCUCCGCCCCUCCCUGCCUCGGCCCCGCAGGGUCAUUGGCAGGGGCAGAGAGACGGUGCCCAGCACAGCCGGGAGCAGAGCAUUCAUGGGCGCGUACAGAGAGUGGGGUGGAGCGGCAGCUCUCACCCUUUCCCGACGACUCCUGUACCCUUCAGGGGGCUGAUCUGUCUUGCGUACCCCGAGUUUCACCUCACAGAAAAGCGACUUGCUUGCAAAGUCAGACAUAGAAAUCCCAGAGGGUCCCAGCGCACUAGUACUGAACAAUGGCUGACUUUCUCAUUGUACCAUAUCGUUCUAAAAUAAAGCGACUGGAAUAUGA
Molecule: messenger RNA, 2879 nt
Organism: Caretta caretta (loggerhead turtle)
Lineage: Eukaryota; Metazoa; Chordata; Testudines; Cheloniidae
Gene: CD40
Product: CD40 molecule
Biological process (GO): immune response-regulating cell surface receptor signaling pathway; B cell activation
Cellular component (GO): CD40 receptor complex; external side of plasma membrane
Molecular function (GO): signaling receptor activity; protein binding
Source: RefSeq, a predicted model, not a curated record